AAUUCAAUUUUUGCGGUACCAAAAGGAACUACUUAAAGCGUUAUUCUCCCUAAAUAAACAAGAAUCGUGCAAUAAGGGCAUUUGUUGUCAACUAAUUUUUCUAUUGUCUGAGGGGAUUAAAAAUGUGCACAUUUUUAAAAACCGAGAAUGCCUUUCCAUGACCUUUAUGCUUUUUUGAUAAAGUUCAAACUUCUAAAGACUUGAUUUUGGAGGUUGAAUUGAAGCAAAAUUACCUUCAAAACCGUACAGAAUAGUUAGCUGCAUUCGGUACUAAGACAACUGUUUCAAACCGGAUACCUUAUAAUUUAUAAGAGUAAAUAAAUUUCUUACUUAGAGAUAACUACAUAAUAGCUCAAGUUAUUUGGUGACGGUAGCAGACGGUAAGCGGAAUGUAUGUUAAGAUGUUCUCCCAGACGUAUAUUUUUAGAAUUUCAAUUGAACUAUAAGUCUAGAUUUUUCGAUAUUUUAACUGUUAUUUAUAAUUAUGUCAAAAUUGUUCAGACAGUGUAAUAAACGAUAAUUGCGUAUCGAAGUUACUGUCUUCUGUCUACUGGUCAUCGUGUAAAUCUUUUGCCUCAAGAUGGAUUUUUCAAACUUAAGUAUGAUGAUGAUGAUGACAUUUUACUGUGCGACGAAUUGCAUCAUAUGCAAAGCAUACUUAGUUGACAACCAGCGUUCGUAUGCGACGUAAUUCUCAACUUCAUGCAAAGUACUUCUCGGAGAAUGACAAGAGCUUUUAACUGCAAUCAGUUUUCUGUGAACUGUGAGAAGUGGUUAAAAAUUUCACGCAUUUGGGUAUUUGUGUGAUUAUUAGUGUUGGCAUGAGUGAUAAGAUUAAUUUAUAUAUGCUGAAAGCCAGAGGGGCUUAUAAAAAUCUGGGCCGUCUUCGGCAUCGUCGUGAUAUUACUAUGGUUAUAGAAUAUUAGAUUUAAAAUGCAUGAGGAAAGGUAAUGAUGCCUUAUACUUUAAAACUUGACCCCUUUAAGUUGAGAAUAUUCGGGGACUUUGUUUGGUCAUCACUGUUCCUGGAGGCUUUCUCAUUUUUAAUGAUGUCAUAUAGGUACUGCUGGUGUCCGAAAAUACUUUUGGGGACUGAGGAUAAUCGGAUUGGUGUCAUCAUUUUAAUACAUCGACUUAUUUGGGUUAAACCUGUCCUACAAAUUUCAGUUUUUGGCAGAUCUUCGGAGCUAAUCUACAUCUUAUGGCGUGAGGCUAUUUAGUGCUCUACCUUUGUUUGUUUGAGCUGCUAAAUUAUCGUGUACAAACUGAGUGUCAAUGAGGUCUUCAUUCAAACACGGGAAAAUCCAGUCAUGUUUACAAUCCUAUGACAUCAAUAGAUUUGAAAAAAUAAUUGUUCUCUUCUAAACAAUCGCAUUUUUCCAAGACGCUAGAUGGUAAUAGGAUUCGAUCUCAUCGACCUUGGAGCAUCGAUUACGCAACGUGUAUUAUGACUUAAUCAGACACUAUUAGUUCCAGUUGCCAUAUUUCUCUAUAGCAUAUCAUAAAUCUUAAGAAGAGAUAAAAUGGUAAUUUACCUAGUGUCAAAACAGGGGGAGUUAGUGACAAAAUUUAGACACAAACGAUACAUUUUCCGACUCUUAAAGAAACAUUUCUUGAUAGUACUUUGUUAUUGGGGUUGAUUCCAAUUUUACAACAUUUCAUUUUUUCAGUGAGAAAAGUGUACUUCAACAUCAAAAACAUACGAAGCUCAUGGAUUUGGGAAAGGAACAACAGAUUUCUCCCAGGGUCUAUCAAUUAGCUCAAAUAAUUUAUCGGGAGUUUGAAGUCAUAAAGAAGGUCUUUGGCGAAUCCGCCUACGGUGGAUUAGUACCUAUUGUUGUUGGUAUUCUAGAAGAAAUGGACCUCUUGACUGUUGAUAAGCAGAAAUUGGAUCUUGACUUAAAUCUUUUGACUGCCGAAAAGAAUGAUAUUUCUGUACAGUUGUGUCGUCAAAAGGAGCUUUACAUAGCUGCAAAAAGACAUAUUCACUGUUUGGAAGAUGAGCUGCUUGGUAUAAAAAAAGAAACGGACAAGAAAUUAGAAGAACUUGAGGAGAAUUUGAGACACUAUCAGCUUCUUGUCAAAAAUGCUAAUGAUCAUAUUUUUAGAUUAGAAGAAAGGGAACAGGAUCUUAGAUCAGAAUUAUCUGCACAAAAUGAAAGAUACACUAAAUUACUUAAAAUUUAUGUGGAUUAUAUAGAAACAAACAAUUUAUCUGUGUCAAACAACGAUAUAGAAUCAGGAACUGUAUGCGUUGGUUGCGAAAAAGAUACUGAAUCAAAUGAGCUAGUAUUGAAAUCGACUGCUAAUUCAAACCCCACAAAUGAAAAUCCCAAUCAAAUUCCAGUAGAACCGGGUUACAUUUUAAACACGAAUUCUAAAAAUCAUGACAUUUCAACCAUUGGAAUUGAUCUAAUACAUCCUCUAGAAUCUGAACCUGGUGUGAACGCUUUGCACUCUCUUGAUAGUUCUCUAAAGUCAAAUAAUGGUGCCGCCUCUUUUAUUGACAUUUAUGAUGAUAUCGUAGAUUAUGAAACAGCUUUAGAAUCAACUCCUGCUAUGGGCACUAGUGAUGAUGUUGAAGAAAUCGAAUCUCUUGAUGUUUGUGAACCUUCUGUAGGUAUGAUGAAAGAAGUUGAAAAAUUAAUUAAAGAGAAUACUGAUUUGUAUGAAACAAAAAAUGCAUUAAAUAUUUUAAAAGAUGAUCUAAUUAAAAAACUAGAUGAAGUGACUGGUGAGAAAUCUAUGUUAAUUCAAGAAAUACAUGCUAUGCGUACCAAUAGAGAUGAAAUUAAAUCUGAAGCUAGUCGUUUAUCACGUUUAGUUUAUGAAUGUCGUGAUCAAAUAUCUAGCUUAACUGCUCGUCUUAAAAUUUAUGAAGAUGUCAACGAAGCUGAUCAACGUUCAUCUAGAUUACUUCUUACUUCAAUACAACAGUCGAAAUCUUGUUGGACAUUAAACGCAGAAGAUACAUGUCACACAUCAUCAAAAUAUCGUAAUAAAUCUGUAGAUAAUUUGAAUGAUGUUUCAUCAUUGAAUGAUAUGACUAAAACUGAAGAUGGAUACGGUUUACAGAGUACCCUCAAUAAAGUACCGAAAUUCGGUGAAGCUUUCUUCACUAAACGAGAAAUGGCUCGUGUUAUCGCAGAACGUAACAGUUAUAAAGAGAAAUUUUUGGAACUACAGGAUGCAAUGCGCUUAAUGGAGAGAUUACGAGUAGAUCAUAACUCUCGUUUACAAGUUUCGACAGGUGAUGGUUUCGAGCGUUGGGUACCAAGGUCAUUCUUUUCAACCGUCCAGUCGGGUUUAACUGGAUUAUUUUCAACUUUUGAUCACGCUGUUCCUUUAGCUUCUGUUUUGCCGUCAGAAGCUCAAUGUCUUAGUCCAUAUCAGUUAAAUGAUUCUAACCGCUCUUGGUCACAAGGUCCUCACAAUUUAUCAGUUCAGUAUAUGAAUUCCUCAAGUAAUAGACGGAGGAAAUCUGUUGGACUAAGAAACAUGUUUAGCAGACUAUUUGGUUAUACAAUUCCAUAUGAUCCUGAUUCAAACAUCGUUAAUGUUGGUCAUGAUUUAACUGCCGGCGUAGAUAGUCACUCAUCUGGCGAAUCUGUAUCGAAAUCACUGGAAUAUAAUCUUAAUUAAAAUCGGUAUAAUCCCGACAGAUAUAUAUGAUGUUGGAAUAGUUUUUGAAUUAUUUCAGUUGAUUAUCGGUGAUAUCUCUUUGACUAGCUUGAAAUAAUAAUUCUUUUCUCAAACUAUGUAAUUAACAGGAAAUAUAAUAAUUUUGACGUAAUCAAAUUAUAUUUUUUUGCAGUUUUACAAUUUGCACCUCUUGUUCUCUUUUAUAUACACAACUUUAUCACUAUCCUCCAUCAUUAAAUCUACACUUCACUUACAUCUACAAAUUCGAAUAAAAAUAAGUGUAUUUUUCCUUUUUAUAUUCAACAGCUGUUUUGUUUUCGCUGUUUAAACCAAUUCUAUCAUAAUCACUGUUUGUAUGUGUUAAGUUGAACGAUGUACUUCAUUUGCUUAUGUCAGCACCUGUGUGUGUGUUAAUCGAAGAUAAUGUUAUUUGCCACACCUUAAUUUGUUUUUUUUUCAUUUCUCCAUGUCUUUCAUAACUUGUCGUAUUUUGACUUCUAUAUUUUUUUAUACUAAAAACCAACAUUACUUGUCAACCAACUUUUGUGUAUUUAAGCAACUACGUUUUAUUGAUUAUAUCAGCUGUACUUUUAAAGCAACGUCUAGUAGAAGUAGUAGUAUUCAAUGCAUUAUUUAUUUUUCUACAUUAUUUAUGUGUUCUAUUUUGCUUUUCUGUGAAACAUCUGGAUUAUCUAUUUAUUAUCUUUUUUUAAAAAUGAAAUUUGCUCUGUUACGUAGUUCCCAUUAAAAAAACAAAGAAAAUAAAACUUGAAUUUAGUGAUAUUGUCCAGUUGGAUUCGCAUUAUGAUUAUGUUUUGCUGUUUUAUUUUAGGAAUGAAGUUGGGAGAACAAAACAAGACUGAGUGCAUUAUAGUUUUCCUGACAAGUCAGACAUACACUAACUAUAUUAUGAUUUAAUAUAAAAAUUAACCGAUUGUACAUUUUUUUGUAAUACUUCCUGUCUUGAAAUUAAGUUGUCUAACCUAUUUCUGACAAUAUUUUAUCUUACAAAAAAACAGUAUUGUAGAGUUUCCAAUGGUUUUAUUUUACACAGUUUAUGUUAUUUCUUCAUUACAUACUGAGUUAACAUCACC
Molecule: messenger RNA, 4736 nt
Organism: Schistosoma spindalis
Lineage: Eukaryota; Metazoa; Platyhelminthes; Trematoda; Strigeidida; Schistosomatidae
Source: the annotation of a GenBank genome assembly